UGUCAUUGCAGUGGCAACGUCGUUGAUGACUGGAGGUUUAUCAGCACAAAGCGUAGAUAAACUUAAAUAAAAAACAUAUAAACAUGGAUCUCAACAUGAAACCUUCUCUAGCUGCCGACGAAAUGUUUUCCGAAGGUCCUGGCUAUAUGGAAAUGGACGAGUCCGGCGGAGCUACAGGAAUGAUGAUGGAUCACCUGCCCUCAAACGAUAAGCACGUUCACGCCGACUUUUAUAAUGAUUUUGAUGAUUUGUUCGACGAUGAUAACUGGGCCAAGAUGAAACCCGAUUCCAAACAGUAGAUUUACACAGGAUCGACCAAAACAUAUUGAGCAGAUUGAAAAUUCAAUGUCUGUAGUUCGUUCUUCUGUCUGUAAUUUUACUUGCACAAUCAUCAGCGACUGGUGUAUAAAAAAUUGAUUCAACUAUUGUUUAA
Drosophila eugracilis is the source of this 433-nucleotide messenger RNA. Its product is annotated as COP9 signalosome complex subunit 9 homolog. The coding region runs from base 84 to 299 and encodes 71 amino acids. The transcript is spliced from 2 exons. NCBI's taxonomy places the organism in Eukaryota, Metazoa, Arthropoda, Insecta, Diptera, Drosophilidae. Gene Ontology annotation, biological process: negative regulation of protein neddylation. The record is from RefSeq and is a predicted model, not a curated record.